AUGCCGGAUAAGGUCGAUAGACGAGAUUCGGCGGCCCCAGGUGGAGCAGGACAGGCAGACGCGCAGCCGUCCGUUAAGGAGCUGCCGGCUGGAGAUGGGCUGAAAGGACCCCCCUCCCCCCGCGACACGGAGGACGAGGUGGAGUCUCACGGAAAGACGGAGCGGGCGGCCAGCGUGUCGGGCACCGGCAAAGUGAAGAAGAUCUCGUAUUUUCAGCUGUACCGAUACGCCGAUCGCACGGACAAGCUCCUCAUCCUGGGGGGCAUUGUGGGCGCAGGACUGAAUGGCGCUGGCAUGCCUGUCUUUUCCAUCGUCUUUGGGAACCUGAUCAACAGCUUCGGUCUAAAUGUGCUGGACCCCGAUGUGCUUAAAGACCAGGUCAAUACCAUCGUCCCCCAGUUCAUCUACAUCGGCAUCGCCUGCUUCGUGGGCUCCUGCGCCCAGAUGUUCUGCUGGACCUACACCGCGGUGCGGCAGACCAACCGCAUCCGCAUGCGCUACCUCCAGUCGGUGCUCCUGCAGGACGUGGGCUACUUCGAGUCGGAGACCAGCCCCGGCGCGCUGAUGCAGGGCCUGAACGAGGACUGCAUCACCAUCCAGUCCGCCAUCGGCGACCGCAUGGGGCGCACGCUGUUCAACCUCUUCACCGCCAUCAUCGGCAUCAUCGUGGCCUUCACCCGCGGCUGGAGCAUGACCCUGGUCAUGCUGGCCGUCACCCCGCUGCUCAUGAUCGCCGGGUUCCUCAUCGCCACGCUGGUCGCGCGCCUGACCUCGCGCAUGAACCAGGCCUACGCCGGGGCCAACACGCUGGCCACCCAGACGCUGAGCAACGUGCGCACAGUGUACGCCUUCAACGGCGAGCAGCGCUCGCUGAAGGGGUACGAGGCCUCGCUGGAGGAUCCGGUGCGCGUGGGAAUCAAGCAGGGCGCCUUUGCGGGCAUGAUCGUUGGGUUCACCAACCUGGUGGCCUUUGGAGCCUACGCGCUGGCCCUCUGGUACGGCUCCACCCGGAUCCUGGCGGGGGAGUACACGGGCGGCCAGGUCCUGAACGUCCUCUUCGCGGCCCUGAUCGGAGGUUUUGCCCUGGGCCAGGCCGCGCCCAACCUGCAGUACUUCCAGCAGGGCGCGACCUCGGGCGCGCGCGUGUAUGCCGUGAUGGAGAGGGAGCCUCUCAUCAACCUGGACGCGCCUGGUGAGGAGCUGAAGGAGGUGUCUGGUGCGCUGUCGAUCGUGGACGUGGACUUCAACUACCCCGCCCGCCCCGACGUCCCCGUGCUGCACGGCUUCAGCCUGGAGAUCGCGGCGGGGGCCACCGUGGCGCUGGUGGGCGAGUCCGGGUCCGGCAAGUCCACGGUCAUCGCGCUGCUGGAGCGCUUCUACGACCCCACCGCCGGCGCGGUGCUGCUGGACGGCGUGGACCUGCGCUCGCUGCAGCUGCGCUGGCUGCGGCGCCAGCUGUCGCUGGUGUCGCAGGAGCCGAUGCUGUUCGCCACCAGCAUCCGCGACAACAUCGCGCUGGGGCGGGCAGGGGCCACGGACGCGGAGGUGGAGGCCGCCGCGCGCGCGGCCAACGCCCACGGCUUCAUCUCCGCGCUGCCCUCCGGCUACGCCACGCACGUGGGCGAGCGCGGCGUGCAGAUGAGCGGCGGGCAGAAGCAGCGCAUCGCCAUCGCGCGCGCCAUCCUGAAGGCGCCCAAGGUCCUGCUCCUGGACGAGGCCACGUCGGCGCUGGACGCGCGCAGCGAGUAUGUGGUGCAGCGCGCGCUGGACGCACUCAUGCGCGCCUGCACCACCGUGGUGGUGGCGCACCGCCUGUCCACCGUGGUGGGCGCCGACGUGAUCGCGGUCGUGGGCGGCGGGCGCGUGGUGGAGGCCGGGACGCACGCCGGCCUGCUGGCCGCGGGCGGGGCCUACGCGACCUUGGUGGGCAUGCAGCGGGCCAGCCGUCGCGACGAAGCGGCGGUGAGGGCGUACGAGGCCGAGGAGGACGAGGAGGACGACGACGACAGCGGGGAGGGCGUGGCCGAGCUGGGCAUGGCCGGGUCGGGGCGCGCGGCCUCCGGCGGCCUGGUGCCUGCCGACUUUGGCGCGCCGCGGCGCGUCGCCUCGCGGACCACCUCGCGCACGCUGUCGCAGCCCGGUUCGCCGGUCGGCGCGCGCAUGGACAGUCUGGUGGGCGCCGCCGACCCGGCGGUCAUGGCCCCAUCCAAGGCCCUGACCCCAGGCAUGACGGGGACGGCGGCCAUCGGCGGCUGGGCCCGCUUCUGGAAGGGCGUGGGGGCCACCAAGGGUGGGAAGGGCGGCGCGCCAUGCGUCCCGCGCCCGCACCAGCGCCCCGACGAGGCCAAGCCCAAGGCGGUGUCGAUCGGGCGCAUCGCGCGCCUGAACAAGCCGGAGCUGCCCGCGCUCUUCUUCGGCCUGAUCGGGUCGGGGGCGCUGGGCUUCAUGAUGCCCGCCUUCUCCAUCGCCUUUUCGUCCCUCAUCUCCCUCUUCUACACCGUCGACCCGGAGGAGCUCAAGGCCGGGACCCGGAAGUGGUGCCUGGUCUUCCUGGGCAUCGGCUUGGGCGCCAUGCUCUUCUCCAUCAUCCAGUCCUAUGCUUUUGGGCUCAUGGGUCAGCGCCUGGGGAAGCGCGUGCGCGUGCUCAUGAUGACCGCGCUGCUGCGCCAGGAGGUGGGCUGGUUCGACCAGGAGUCCAACAACAGCGGCGUGCUGACCAGCAAGCUGUCCACCGACGCCCUGGCGGUCAAGGGCCAGUUCGGCGACACCAUGGGACUCCUCACCCAGAACCUGGUGACCUUCAUCGGCGGGUACGCGCUGGCCUUCAGCCACGGCUGGAAGAUGACGCUGGUGGUGACGUCGGUGGUGCCGCUGAUCGUGGCGGCGGCCUGGAUCCAGACCAAGUACAUCAAGGACGCGGCGACGCGCGAGGACGGCGCCUUCGCCUACUCCAACCAGACCGCGCAGGAGGCGGUGGGCAACAUCCGCACCAUCGCCGCCUUUGCCAUGGAGCGCGGCGUGACCGACCUGUACGAGGGCCAGCUGGUGGAGCCGACACACCAGGCCAAGCGCCGCGGCCGCUCCGGCGGCCUCGGCUUCGGCUUCUCCCAGUUUGUGCUCUUCGGCGCCUACUCCCUGGCCUUCUGGUACGCCGGCCUGCUGGUGUCGCGCGGCGAGUCCACCCUGGAGGAGGUGCUCAGCGUGUUCUUCGCCAUCUUCCUGGCUGCCUUUGGCGUGGCCCAGAGCCAGAUGUUCUUCCCCGACGUGGCCAAGGGCCGCGCCGCCACCGAGCGCGUCUUCGCCAUCGUGGACCGUGUCCCCGCGAUCGACGCCUCCGACCCGUCUGGCGACCGCAUCGCCGACUGUGCGGGCACCAUCGAGCUGGUGGACGUCAGCUUCGCCUACCCCCUCCGCCCCGACGCCCUCGUCUUCCGCGACUUCUCCCUCUCCGUCCCCGCCGGCCGCGUCGUGGCGCUGGUGGGCGAGUCCGGGUCAGGCAAGUCCACGGUCGUGGGUCUCGUGGAGCGCUUCUACGACCCCCUCUCCGGCUCGGUGCGCCUGGACGGCCGCGACCUGCGCGAGCUCAACCUGAAGUGGCUGCGCUCCGUGGUGGGCCUGGUCAGCCAGGAGCCCGUGCUCUUCACCAUGUCAGUGGCCGACAACAUCCGGUAUGGCCGCCCCGACGCCAGCAUGGAGGAGGUGGAGGCCGCCGCCCGCGCCUCCAACGCACACAAGUUCGUGGCGCGCCUGCCAGAGGGCUACCACACCCUGGUUGGCGAGGGCGGCAUCCAGCUCAGCGGCGGGCAGAAGCAGCGCAUCGCCAUCGCGCGCGCCGUGAUCAAAGACCCCAAGGUGCUGCUCCUGGACGAGGCCACCUCGGCCCUGGAUGCCGAGAGCGAGGCGGUGGUGCAGGAGGCGCUGGACCGCCUCAUGGCCAACCGCACCACCAUUGUGGUCGCACACAGGUUGAGCACCAUCCGGCACGCAAACAGCAUCGCCGUGGUGUACAAGGGCGUGAUCGUGGAGAGCGGGACGCACGACGAGCUCAUGGGCCGGCACCACGGCGCCUACGCCAGGCUGGUGCAGCAUCAGCUGACUGGGCUGAGCGGCUAG
Molecule: messenger RNA, 4113 nt
Organism: Auxenochlorella protothecoides
Lineage: Eukaryota; Viridiplantae; Chlorophyta; Trebouxiophyceae; Chlorellales; Chlorellaceae
Product: ABC transporter B family member 4
Exons: 9
Coding region: 1-4113 (1370 amino acids)
Biological process (GO): transmembrane transport
Cellular component (GO): membrane
Molecular function (GO): ATP binding; ABC-type transporter activity; ATP hydrolysis activity
Source: RefSeq, a predicted model, not a curated record